Linum trigynum is the source of this 2625-nucleotide messenger RNA. The record is from the annotation of a GenBank genome assembly. NCBI's taxonomy places the organism in Eukaryota, Viridiplantae, Streptophyta, Magnoliopsida, Malpighiales, Linaceae.
AUCCACAAUCAAACCAACUAGUAUUCAAGGUUUGCUAACUGAUAUCCACCAUGAAAUUAACUAUUGUUCCACAUUCACGAACUAAUAUCCAAACAAAACAAUAGAGUAUUCAUGAAUCACAUAAUUAGUAUCCACCCAAUCAAUUACGAACUAAUUUCCACAUCCAAACCAACUAGUAUUCAAGUUUUGCUAACUCAUAUCGAUUAGUACACUUGGUAAUAUUUUGGUAUUGGUCCGUAUACAUGAAUUAGUAACGACGCUACGAUGAAUUAGUAUUCUAGUAUACAUGACAUCGGUCCAUAUACAUUUAUGAAUUAGUAUUCUAGGUUUGCUAACUCAUAUCGAUCAGUACACUUGGUAGUAUUUUGAUAUCGGUCCAAACACAUUUAUGAAUUGGUAUCCAUGGCAUUAAAUAACAACGAUCUACCAAAAAAACCCAGAAAACAAAAAAAGCCAAGAAACCGAAGAAAAAAAGAACAAUCGCCGAAGAGAAAAAAUUCACCACAAGGAACAAAACCUGCAACAUCAUAUCUCCAUAAGAGGCACCCCAAGCUCCAAUGAUCCAAAGAUGAGCAAGACCAAAUCAUAUCUAAAUUCCCAGAGAGAAGGAAGAGAAAAAAUUUCAAAAUAAAGAAAAAAUAGAGGAUUUCUCAACACAGGCGGAUACUAGUCGUGCAUUAAUAUGGCUAGUGGCUAGGGGGAAUCAUACCUAAGUGAGUUCCCAACCUGUAAUUAGAUGAAUUUUAACUAUAGUUUGCUAGAGUAGUUUUAAUUCUUCUAUCUUAUUCUGGUUUGCUAGAUAAUUAACUGAAGCUGGGUAAUAGUAACUUUAGAGACCCGUGGAUUCGAUAUUUAUUACUUGAGAAACUAUAUUGCAGUCCCUUUCAUUGGUUACACUUGGCCGUUGUUAGGAGUUGUGUCAUAGCGAAUCAAGUUUUUGGCGCCGUUGUCGGGGACUUUCUAGAUUAUUAGGAAAGGCAGAAGUUUGUUAAUUUAGCUUUUCUUUCUGUUGUUUUUCUUUUCCACCCUUGCUUUUCACUUAGGUGUUUUUUGUUGGUGCAGAUAUGAAUCAUGGAUCAUCAUGGCUUCUCCAACCAUUGGGGGUAUCCACCACCACCCGAGUGGUAUUACCCCGAGACUUCCUGGAGAAAUCAAGGAGGAGAAGACUAUGGAUUUGGGUUCUAGUACCAACCCCCUUACUACGGAGAACAAUCAGACCCCUGAGCAUAUCAAGAACAACCUCCUUAUCAAGAAGAAUUUCUCCCACAACCAGAAGGGCUAUCGGAGCUAGAGUUAGCCAUGGCGGCCUUCACGGGCUAUUCUGCAGAGCCAUGCUACACUCCACGACCAAAUCCAAACUAUGAAUUGAGGCUUCUCGUGUAGCAGUUUGCUCGAGACACUGAGAGAUCAUACUCCAAGAUGGAUAUUUGUAACCAAGCCUAUCGUGAAACAGAGGAGAUCCUCUUGAGCAUUAAGAAGAGCCUCGAUGAUCUUGAGAAAUCUUAUGCACAGCCUGCUCAAGAUCACCCUUCUGCUACUGUACUAGAAGAGGAGGAGGAAGACGAAGUCUAUGAAGACAUUGUGGAGCAGACAAAAGUUGUCACGGAGAGCUCCCGUGAUGAUCAUGAUAAAAAAUGUCCUGUCGUAGCCGACCACACCUUCCCACAUCCCACACUGAGCUUUGAAGAGGCGAGCAUGAAUGAGGAGAUGCAAAAUGAUCUCAUCAAAGAAAUUGCUUGGCGACUUGCUCUCCAAUCCGUGCUGGAGGAAGAAGAUCAAGAAAGGGUGCUGAAAGAAGUUGCGGAGGAUGACGAAAGUGAAGCAGAAGGAGUUCUUGAUCCUUUUCUAGGGGUGAUACCACAUUUUGAAGAAGGAAGGGAGGUUGAAGAAGCAAUUUGCGUCCAAGCCGAGGAUGAAGUUGAGGUGGAAGAGGCUUGCACCGGCCAUGAGUUACAUGUGAUAUCUCCACCAAACUUCGAGGAACUGCUUAGCAAGGACCCAUUUGCAGUGUCUCUUAGCCAGACCAAGGCCACAUCGACAUCGGUCUCUCUUGGUGGACGCGAUGGUGGCCAAUCGAUGUUGUCAUAUCUAGUUUGGGGCAAUCAGACGAGAGAAGAGAAGAAGAGGUCUCGAGGGUGGAGACUUCAUCUGCAUCAAGUGCAUGAGCCUUCAUCACCUGCCACACCACAUGCUCGUGACUUGAGACUCCACCUCAUCGACGAGAACCUCAACUUCAAAGAGGUUUUGGGGUGAAAUGGAUGUAUAGAUCUGAAUUUUUGGAAAUUCAUCUAUGUGGGUGACUAUUUUGAAUGUGGAAAUUUUUAUAAAUAUGGCAUUAAAUUUGGAAUAUUUUUGGUUGUGUGGAUCUAAAUUGGAUUUAGGGAUCUCGGUUUUUGAAAAUGGUUGUGUAUGUGACGUUUUUUAUUAUGAAAUGGGGGGUUAUGUGGGUUUAAAAUUGGGAAAUAUGUGAUUUGUUUGUGAAUUUGGCAGAUUUGAGGGUCUGGGAUUAUUUGUUGAAUAUGUUCUUAUUUCAGUCAAUUGAUGAUGGUAUUUGUAUCUAUGUGCUAGAAAAUAAAGGAAUUGAACUAAAAAUAUAUAAGGGAGUAAUAAAUGACAAUAAGUAAA